This is a messenger RNA of Ochlerotatus camptorhynchus, 1729 nucleotides long. RefSeq names its product Kelch like family member 18 (gene KLHL18). Gene Ontology annotation, molecular function: protein binding. Bases 131 to 1714 code for a protein of 527 amino acids. The transcript is spliced from 12 exons. NCBI's taxonomy places the organism in Eukaryota, Metazoa, Arthropoda, Insecta, Diptera, Culicidae. The record is from RefSeq and is a predicted model, not a curated record.
UAUUGCAAUCCCCAACCCAACUCAAACCAGCUGGAUGCAUUUAAAUGUUCAGCCGUUUAUCGUGAAAUAUUUAUAAAAUAGUUUUGGGUAGUGUACUGUAGAGGCAAUUCUAUUGCCAAAAGAUCCGAAUAUGGACACAUCGUGUGAUUUGGUGUCGGACGAGAGCAGCUAUGAUCUUUUCAAGCAGGACAGCUUGUUUGCUGAGAGUUUUCCUCUUAUGAAGGAGAUCCGCAGACAAGGGAAACUCUGCGAUGUUACUCUCAAGGUUGAUAAUCAUUCCUUCUCCGCACAUCGGAUCGUCUUGGCGGCCACAAUUCCCUAUUUCUAUGCUAUGUUUACACACAACAUGGCUGAAAGUAGGAUCAAAGAAAUAACCAUGAAGGAAAUCGAGCCUCAUGCUUUAGAGAGUUUGAUAAAUUUUGCUUAUAGCGGAGUGGUUAAAAUCGACAAUCAAAACGUACAAGGACUAAUGGUUGGCGCUUCAUUUUUACAACUGAACAAAGUUCGGGAUGCUUGCGCGGAAUUCUUAAAAAACAGGUUUCAUCCACAAAACGUACUUGGCAUUCGCCACUUUGCUGACACGCUUGGUUGCACACAGCUGGUGACCUCAGCUGAUCGCUAUAUACAUCAGUAUUUCUCGAAGGUCGCUUUUUCCGACGAGUUCCUAGCGCUGAAUUUUGAUGAGCUGAUAGACAUAGUUCGCCGCGACGAGCUGAAUGUGCCGACGGAGGAACGUAUCUUUGACGCCUGCAUGAAAUGGGUUAAAUUUGAUCAGCAGAAUCGCUCGGGAUUCUUGCCAAAUAUUUUGGCUAACAUCCGGCUUCCCCUUCUAUCACCGCAGUUCUUGGCCGAUAAUGUAGCAACAGAAGAGUUGAUUCGUACAUCACACAAGUGCCGGGAUUUGCUCGAUGAGGCUCGAGACUUUCAUCUGAUGCCCGAACGUAGGGCACUUGUUUCCGCUUCCCGUACUAGACCGCGAUGCUGUGAUUAUGUGGUGGGGCAAAUUUAUGCAGUUGGAGGAUUAACCAAAAACGGAGAGUCUGUCAGCACUGUGGAAAUAUACGAUCCCGUUACAAAAGAAUGGAAAAUGGGUGAAGCAAUGUCAAUGCUGCGGUCCAGGGUAGGAGUAGCUGUGAUGGAAGGGAAGUUAUACGCUUUUGGUGGAUUUAAUGGAACAGAACGGUUAUCGACUGUCGAGGUGUACGAUCCUGUGCAGAAAAAGUGGAGUCAAGGAAAACCUAUGAGAUGCAAACGUAGUGCUGUUGGUGUCGCAGCUUUGGAUGAUCUAGUAUAUGUUUGUGGUGGAUACGAUGGGGUCACCAGCUUAAGCACGGUUGAAUGCUAUUCGCCAAAGACUGAUUCGUGGACAACUGUGGCUCCAAUGAUGAAGUAUCGAUCUGCAGGUGGCGUUGCCCCGUUGGGAGGAUAUGUGUAUGCACUAGGUGGUCAUGAUGGUCUUUCUAUAUUCGAUUCCGUAGAGCGAUAUGACGUAGCAACCAACACGUGGACCAAAAUUCGUUCAAUGUUGAAUCGCAGGUGUAGAUUAGGAGUUGCAACUCUUGGAGGUAAAUUGUAUGCAUGCGGUGGAUAUGAUGGAAGUUGUUUUUUACGUUCGGUAGAAGUGUAUAUACCAGAAAAAGACCAAUGGCAGUUAAUAGCUCCGAUGAACGUUAAAAGAAGCAGAGUUGCUUUAGCUGCUAAUAUGGGUAAGUGAAAUAUAUGAAUAAGU